GUUCAUGUCAGGUUCAACCCUCCUUUCUGCCACAAGAGGGCACAAACAGACACGAUCCCCCAACUCAACCUACGGACUCAAGACAAUAGCGCACUGUUAAAAGUGUUGAGCAACCUCACAGAUGUCUCAGUAGACUAGAGAACCAAGGAGAAGAAAGCAGUAAGAUGAUGUUCUUCAAACAAUGCCAUUUUAUAUGGAUCUUGAUAAUCUGCGAAUCUGUUUCAGGAGAUGAUGUGACAAAAGCGGUGAAUAGUGAAACUACGUUCACUCAAGUGACUGGAUCGGUUGCGCCUAGCACCACCAGCAUUAUAUGGAAACACAGAGACAAUGCUGGAACUGUUGUGAAGGUCAUUGAAUGGGAUCUGGAGGAUGGCAGCACUGACAUUCCCAACGCCAAAUUCAAAUCCCACGCAACUCUGGACAAAAACACUGGAAAUCUUAAUUUAAAAUAUUUGCAGCUCAAACACAGCGGAAUUUAUACAGUGGAAAUCAACAGCAAAGAGCAAAGAAAACAAUUCACUCUGACUGUUAUGGAGCCUGUCUGCAAACCUCAUAUUGUAAAAAAAUGCUUAUUGGAAGAUGUUAGUGGAUGUCUCUUGAUCUGUGUGGGUGAAGCCUCUUCUGAAAGUACAGUCAUUUGGAAAUACUGGGAUGGAGAGAAGCUUCACGAACAGUAUCCUAAUAUGAGAACAAUAACAGUGACCAACAGCGGUAACCCAGACAGCCACUACACCUGCACACUGAAAAAUGCAGUGAGUGUGGAGACCAGUGAUCCAGUGUAUUUAAAAUAUCUGUUUCAUGAUUCGAACACAGCAAUUGUCAUUGCAGUCAUCAUUUCUUUGAUUAUUUUGAUCGCUAUGGUUACUGUCAUCCUUUUCCUCAAAAGACAUCAAAUAAUUGGUUAUCGUGCUGCUCGCCGUGGGAAACUUCAGAUGCAAAGCAACAGGAGGAUCUUCUGGACCCAUUUGUCUGGUCAUCGGCUCUAAAUCCCAGCUUUACUAAAGCAACUGGAGCUCCUAACCAUCUGUGCCUUCAUAACUUUGACUGUUGCUUUUGGACCUCUCUGUCUCCUGGACCUCGUUGAUGGUGUUGGAACUUCCUCAUUUGGUUCUGAAUACUAUGCUACAUAUGCAAAUAGCCUACUUAGUUUUCAGGGAGGGACAAUGGUACCAAGCAGAGAGUUUUGCAGGCGUGGCUGAUUGUGUAGAAAUAAAUACCUACUAAAAAUGUCUAUCAUAUUAAGCAAAACAUAAAACACAUAUAGACCUGAAAUGGUAUACAUGAAAACCAAGGCAAAAAGAUUUGUGUCUUCAGGGAAACAUGAACGGCAACGCAUGCAUAUGAAAAAUCUAAGCUUUAAUCAAUUUUACAUCUCUUACAUUUCUACAUAACAGAUUAGUUUGUAUUGUGUAAUUACUGUAAUAGGUUGCAGUUUAAAUACAUGUCAGAAAAUAUGUAAAUCAGCUAUUGUUAGAGCACUCCAAAUAUUCACUCCAAGAUUAAUGUCCAAAAAGUUGAAGAUCCAGCACACAGGUAGUCAGUUUGUAGUGUGCUAAUGUAAUGCGCAGUUCAUUAAAGCAGUUUAUUUAAUGCCACAUGAAAAAAUACUAUAGGUAAGGGAUGAUCGACCGCU
This is a messenger RNA of Sinocyclocheilus anshuiensis, 1633 nucleotides long. RefSeq lists its product as uncharacterized. The coding region runs from base 165 to 986 and encodes 273 amino acids. Gene Ontology annotation, cellular component: membrane. The transcript has 5 exons. NCBI's taxonomy places the organism in Eukaryota, Metazoa, Chordata, Actinopteri, Cypriniformes, Cyprinidae. The record is from RefSeq and is a predicted model, not a curated record.